Molecule: messenger RNA, 1945 nt
Organism: Asparagus officinalis (garden asparagus)
Lineage: Eukaryota; Viridiplantae; Streptophyta; Magnoliopsida; Asparagales; Asparagaceae
Product: CDPK-related kinase 3-like
Biological process (GO): intracellular signal transduction; protein autophosphorylation; peptidyl-serine phosphorylation
Cellular component (GO): cytoplasm; nucleus
Molecular function (GO): calcium-dependent protein serine/threonine kinase activity; calmodulin binding; calcium/calmodulin-dependent protein kinase activity
Source: RefSeq, a predicted model, not a curated record
AUGCCUCUCUUGACCAUCCGAUCUCAAAAAAAGGUUCGAAUUUUCGAACCGGAUGGGCAAGUGUCGAGGGCAAGAACAUCGCCGUCCUCGACGACGCCGGCCGGAUUGGCGACCGGGAGACUCAGCGCGCCGGCGCCUUCCCCGCUUUGCGGCCGUCGGCCAAGCGGGACUGCGACGCCGGUGCACCAGCCAGCUGGCCCGAGCCCGAUACCAGGCGGGGACUCCAUCGGCCGAGCGACCAGCCCACUGCCGGCCGGCGUGUCUCGUCCCGCCGGGAGGACCCCGCGGAGAUUCUGCAGAACCUGGCGUCGGCCGUUCCGCCCGCUGUCGCCGGCGAAGCCACAUAAAGGCGGCCGCUGGCGAAGAGGCCAGCGGGAAGGCGAAGGUGAAGGAGAGCCGGUGGUGGAGGAGAAGGCGAGGCCGCUGGACAAGAAUUUUGGGUUCGCGAAGAACUUUCGGGCCAAGUAUGAGGUCGUGAGCGAGGUGGGGAGAGGGCAUUUUGGGCAUACCAGCUCGGCCAAGGUUAAGAAGGGGGAAUUCAAGGGACAGAUUGUUGCUGUUAAAACCAUCCCUAAAGCUAAGAUGACAACAGCUAUCGCAAUUGAAGAUGUUCGUAGGGAGGUGAAAAUCUUGAAAGCUUUAUCAGGGCAUAAACACCUUGUCAAGUUUUAUGAUGCAUGUGAGGACACUGUAAAUGUCUACAUAAUCAUGGAAUUGUGUGAAGGUGGAGAGUUAUUGGAUAGAAUUUUGGCCAGAGGAGGAAGGUACAUGGAGGAUGACGCAAAAGAAAUCAUUGCCCAGAUUUUGACUGUGGUUGCCUUCUGUCAUCUUCAAGGUGUCGUGCAUCGUGAUUUAAAGCCAGAGAAUUUUCUCUUCACCAGUAAAGAGGAAAGUGCUCCUAUGAAGCUCAUUGAUUUUGGACUUUCCGAUUUCAUCAGACCAGAUGAGAGAUUAAAUGACAUUGUUGGAAGUGCAUAUUAUGUUGCACCUGAAGUCCUACAUAGGUCAUACAGUACAGAAGCAGAUAUUUGGAGUAUUGGUGUAAUAACCUAUAUCUUGCUAUGUGGCAGCAGACCUUUCUGGGCACGCACAGAGUCAGGAAUUUUCCGUGCUGUAUUAAGAGCGGACCCUAACUUUGAUGAUUUACCCUGGCCUGCUGUAUCUGUAGAGGCUAAGGAUUUUGUCAGAAGGCUUCUAAACAAGGAUUAUAGGAAAAGAAUGACGGCAGCACAAGCCCUAAACCAUCCUUGGUUGAGAGACGAUCAACGGAGAAUCCCUCUUGAUAUCCUGGUUUUUAAACUAACAAAAUCAUACCUUCGCGCUACACCUCUCAAACGCGCAGCAUUAAAGGCUCUAUCCAAAGCUCUAACAGAAGACGAGCUUUCAUAUCUCAGGUUUCAGUUUAAGUUAUUAGAACCUAAUAAAGAUGGAUGUGUCUCAUUUGAGAACUUCCGAAUGGCACUCUUGCAAAAUGCAACAGAUGGAAUGCAAUUGUCGAAAGUUCCUGACAUCUUAAAUACGCUCGAGCCUCUAGCCUAUAGAAGAAUGAAUUUUGAAGAAUUCUGCGCUGCUGCAAUCAGCCCCUAUCAUCUAGAAGCUUUGGAAGGAUGGGAGCAAAUUGCCAGUACAGCAUUCGAACACUUCGAGCAGAAGGGGAAUAGAGUCAUCACUAUUGAAGAAAUGGCUCAGGAAAUGAACCUCGCCCCAGCGGCUUUUCCUAUCAUGCAAGACUGGAUCAGAAGCUCAGAUAGCAAGCUAAGCUUUCUUGGAUACACCAAAUACUUGCAUGGUGUGACAGUAAGAAGCUCCAACAUGAGGAUUCACCAAUAAUGUCAUCUUUUAACUUCUCGCUUAUGUAACUGCAUGUUUACCCCAUGAUUUCACAUCUUUUCUCACUAUACAUAUACAAGGCUAGCAAUUUUCAUAGCGUCCUCUUUCUUUUGCA